CGUGACGCCGGACGCGCCGCCUGAUGCCGCGGCCCCGCCGCCCCAGCGCUGCUUUCUCCGACGCCCGGCCGCGAGCAGAUGCAUCACAGGAUGAAUGAAAUGAACCUGAGCCCAGUGGGGAUGGAGCAACUGACUUCAUCCUCUGUGAGCAAUGCCUUGCCAGUCUCAGGAAGUCACCUGGGCUUGGCUGCCUCCCCCACUCACAGUGCCAUCCCUGCCCCAGGUAUUCUUUCUUAUUUAGCUGACAGGCCACCUCCUCAGUACAUCCACCCCAACUCUAUAAAUGUGGAUGGUAACACAGCACUAUCGAUUGCCAAUAACCCUUCAGCGCUAGAUCCCUAUCAGUCCAAUGGAAAUGUUGGAUUAGAACCAGGCAUUGUUUCAAUAGACUCACGUUCUGUGAACACACAUGGUGCCCAGAGUCUUCAUCCUAGUGAUGGCCAUGAGGUGGCGUUGGACACAACAAUCACUAUGGAGAAUGUUUCCCGGGUUACCAGCCCAAUCUCUACAGAUGGAAUGGCAGAGGAGCUUACAAUCGAUGGUGUUGCAGGCGAGCAUUCUCAAAUUCCAAAUGGCUCCAGAAGUCAUGAACCUCUGUCCGUGGAUUCUGUGAGCAACAACCUGACAGCAGACCCUGUAGGACAUGGCGGAGUGCUACCUAUUCAUGGGAAUGGACUGGAGCUCCCUGUGGUCAUGGAGACAGACCACAUUGCAAGUCGGGUCAGCGGGAUGUCGGACAGUGCCCUCAGUGACUCCAUCCACACCGUGGCUAUGAGCACCAACUCUGUAAGCGUGGCACUCUCUACCUCACACAACCUUGCUUCCCUAGAAUCUGUUUCCCUUCAUGAAGUUGGCCUCAGCCUAGAACCUGUGGCUGUCUCCUCCAUCACCCAGGAGGUUGCUAUGGGAACAGGUCAUGUAGAUGUAUCUUCAGACAGUCUUUCUUUUGUACCAUCUUCACUGCAAAUGGAAGACUCCAAUUCAAACAAGGAAAACAUGGCAACCUUGUUUACAAUUUGGUGUACUCUCUGUGACCGAGCCUACCCCUCAGACUGCCCUGAACACGGACCAGUGACUUUUGUUCCUGAUACUCCAAUAGAGAGCAGAGCACGACUUUCGCUCCCAAAGCAGCUGGUUCUACGCCAGUCAAUUGUGGGAGCAGAAGUUGGGAAUAUUUGUGUUGUCUGGUGGAACCGUGAAGAACAGAAUUUGGUUGCUUAUCCCCAUGAUGGAAAAAUCUAUUUCUGCACCUCACAAGACAUCCCACCUGAAAACGAGCUGCUCUUCUAUUAUAGUCGGGACUAUGCUCAGCAGAUGGGUGUUCCUGAACACCCUGAUGUGCACCUCUGUAACUGUGGCAAGGAGUGCAGUUCCUAUUCAGAGUUCAAAGCUCACCUGACCAGCCACAUCCAUAAUCAUCUCCCUGGUCAGGGCCACAGCAACAGCCAUGGGCCAGGCCACAGCAAAGAACGGAAGUGGAAGUGCUCCAUGUGCCCGCAGGCUUUUAUCUCUCCUUCCAAGCUCCAUGUGCACAUCAUGGGCCACAUGGGAAUGAAGCCCCACAAGUGUGAUUUCUGUAGCAAGGCCUUCAGUGACCCAAGCAACCUGCGGACCCACCUCAAGAUACACACAGGCCAGAAGAACUACAGGUGUAGUUUAUGUGACAAGUCUUUCACUCAGAAGGCGCAUCUGGAGUCACACAUGGUCAUUCAUACCGGGGAGAAGAAUCUCAAGUGUGAUUACUGUGACAAGCUCUUCAUGCGGAGGCAGGACCUCAAGCAGCACGUGCUCAUCCACACGCAAGAGCGCCAGAUCAAGUGUCCCAAGUGUGAUAAACUGUUCUUGAGAACGAAUCACUUGAAGAAGCACCUCAAUUCUCAUGAAGGAAAGCGGGAUUAUGUCUGUGAAAAAUGUACGAAAGCUUAUCUUACCAAAUACCAUCUUACCCGCCACUUGAAAACCUGCAAAGGACCCACCUCCAGCUCCUCAGCACAGGACGAGGACGACGACGACUCUGAGGAAGAAGACCUUGCAGACGCUGUGGGGUCAGAAGACUGUAGGAUUAGCAGUGCUUUAUAUUCAGCAGAAGAGUCUCUUGCUGCACAUAAAUGAAAGAGAACGCAGUUGCUUUGGACGGAAACACAAAGGGAAAGACACACAUUAGGCAGUUACCCACUACAGUGGUUUUGAUCCAAAAUGGUUUCUGAUUUCCUUCCAGCCAGCAGUUAAAACAAAACUGGGAAUGGAUAAAGCACUUACAAAGGUGUCUGAGUGGAAACACAGUGAAGGAUGGGCGGGCAAGGGCCAACUUUGGAGUUCUUUUAUGUACUUAGUUUUGGAAAUGCUUCAGAGUAGCCUUCUGCUCAAGAAAAUCCGAUUUAUUUCAGACUCUCACACUCUGUUUUUCUCUCAGUCCUAUGACAUAUUAACCUCUAAAUUCGAUUGCUGCCCCACUGCCAUCCACUUGCUGACGGUCAUUUAUGCAGAUGUGCGCCUUACACGUUGCACAGUGGGCUGAAGCAGAGCAGUGGAACCAUGAAGCAUGAACUGUAAUCACAGAUUCAAAGCAGCCCCUGUGCUAGCCUCUCCUGGCCCAUUUGGGAGUUACAUCUUGCUUCCUGAAUGUCCAGCAGGUUCCUAGAGGGCAGGUAGAAAAGGAGCUGUCAGCCAAUGAGUAAUGAUAGAGGAAAGGAAGGGAGGAGGGGCCAUGCAGGAGUUAGUGUUAAUGGAAGCCAGGUAGAGUCACCUGGUUAAUGUUAUGUGGCGCUCUUUGUAAGUUUAUCCAUGUCUCUCUCCCAUAGAACCUUGAGUCAUUUAAAGAGGGUCUAAAUUGUCUCUUGGUGGCCCGUGGACUCACCAGAGUGGUAUCUCAGCCCAUGGAAGGGAAGGAAGGGAGUACUUUGGUUUGCUCCUUGAGAAGUAGAUAGAGGACAUUAAAUGUUGCCAACUGAAAGCAACAGAAUACUCCAAGUGCAUUGGGACAUUUGCAGGGUUAGGUCUUUGCAGCUCUGCCAAAGGACCUGACCAGCUGAGCAUGGAGGAUGCCAGUGGACUCAGAAGGUGACGGCUCAGUGGUCACCACCACCCAGGCCUGUGCCCAGGUCCCUGUGAGCAGGCAGAUGCAGCUUUCGUGAAGAAGCACGCAUGCUCCAGUGACAGCAGAUAGGACAUCCCUCCUAACUGAAGGCACAACUUCUGGACCAGAGGACUCUGGGGAGAAGGUUUUGCUGCUAAUGUAUUUAUGGAACGAAUGUAUUUCAUUCAAAUCUGUAUUCCUCUAGAAAGGAUUAAAAUAAUUUUUUUUAAAU
This is a messenger RNA of Dipodomys ordii (Ord's kangaroo rat), 3308 nucleotides long. RefSeq names its product PR domain containing 4 (gene Prdm4). Gene Ontology annotation, cellular component: cytoplasm; nucleus. Gene Ontology annotation, molecular function: RNA polymerase II cis-regulatory region sequence-specific DNA binding; DNA-binding transcription factor activity, RNA polymerase II-specific; histone deacetylase binding. The transcript has 9 exons. The record is from RefSeq and is a predicted model, not a curated record. Bases 79 to 2112 code for a protein of 677 amino acids. Lineage: Eukaryota; Metazoa; Chordata; Mammalia; Rodentia; Heteromyidae. Gene Ontology annotation, biological process: regulation of transcription by RNA polymerase II; cell fate commitment.